AGCUAGUAACUAUUUGUAGGGUGAUGGGAGCUGUAUAGAAAGAGACUUAUGCUUACUUCACCUCCUUCCUCCUAUCUUGCUCUUCCUUAUCUUCCUUAAUCUUUUUCUUAAUUUCAUUCAUUCACUCACUCCCAACUAGAGAGAACAGAGAGAUGGGGAAUUGUCAAACCAUAGAUGCUGCAGCGUUGGUUAUACAGCACCCAAGUGGGAAGAUAGAGAGGCUAUAUUGCCCUGUUAGUGUUAGUGAGGUGAUGAGAAUGAACCCUGGUCAUUAUGUUUCUUUGAUUAUUCCAUUGCCUGUAUCUGGGGAUCAAGAAAACCAAGACCACGUCAAAACUGUGCAGUUCACCCGUGUUAAGCUUCUCAGGCCGAGCAAUACUCUUGCACUUGGUCAUGCUUAUCGACUUGUUACUACUCAAGAAGUUAUGAAGGUGCUACAGGCAAAGAAGUACGCAAAAUUGAAGGGACAGCAGCAGCCAGAAUCGAAGAACAAGUCACAGCUGCAGGUCGCACCAGAGAAGAAGCAAAGUACAGAUUGCGAGACAAGAAAGAAGUCUAACAUAGAGAAGGAUUACAGGGUGUCCAAACAUGAAAGACAUCGACACAGGAUGCCAUCAAUUAACUCUGCCUCCCUAAGGUCAAAGUCAUGGCGCCCCUCUUUACAGAGUAUCUCUGAAGCUGGGAGCUGAUGCAUCAAACAAUCAGGCAGCAUAUAGAGACAUUGGGCCAAACAAGCACAGAACGUUGGAAUCAAUCGGUGGAAGUUGUCACGAUAAUAUUCCUAGUUGUCAGGUCGGAUAUUUCGUGUGGGAGUCAAUUAUUAAAAUGUUAUCGAGUCAAGCAAAUGCAAGGCUCCUAUAUAAUCAGAAAAAGAAAGGAUGUUUGACUAUGUUUGAAGAAACGAGUACUUCGAAAAACCAUUAAUGAAAGGAGUUAGGAGUUGAUGAAA
Molecule: messenger RNA, 949 nt
Organism: Populus nigra (black poplar)
Lineage: Eukaryota; Viridiplantae; Streptophyta; Magnoliopsida; Malpighiales; Salicaceae
Exons: 4
Coding region: 153-689 (178 amino acids)
Source: RefSeq, a predicted model, not a curated record